This is a messenger RNA of Benincasa hispida (wax gourd), 924 nucleotides long. Lineage: Eukaryota; Viridiplantae; Streptophyta; Magnoliopsida; Cucurbitales; Cucurbitaceae. The record is from RefSeq and is a predicted model, not a curated record.
AUGAGGCAAUGUAGAUGGUUGGAGCUAGUGAAGGAUUAUGAUUGCGAGAUUCUGUACCACCCAGGAAGGGCAAAUGUAGUGGCGGAUGCUCUAAGUAGGAAGGUAGCCCAUUCAGCAGCCCUUAUCACCAAACAGAGUCGUUUAUGUAAGGACCUUGAGUGGGCUGAGAUAGCAGUGGUGGUAGGGGAAAGGGUCAUUAUUGCUCAACGCAGUGAUCCUUACUUAGUUGAAGUAGCGCAGCACGUGAAGACGAGACAGGGUGGUGAGUUCUUCUUGUCAGCAGAUAAUGGUCUUACUUUUCGAAGACGUUUAUGUGUUCCGGCAGAUAGUGACCUCCAGAAUGAUCUGUUAUGGGAAGCUCAUAACUCCCCAUUUUCAAUACAUCCUGGCAGUAAAGGCCCCAAGACAAAAGCCAACAGAUUUGUUGCAACCUUUGAGCAUACCAGAAUGGAAGUGGGAACAUGUCUCGAUGGACUUCAUUGGAAGUUAACAUAUCCAGUAAGUAGGUGGGCCCAGUUGUAUAUGAAAGAAGUGGUAAGAUUGCAUGGGGUACCAGUGUCCAUUGUGUCUGAUAGGGACCCUCGAUUUACCUCCAGCUUUUGGAAGAGCCUUCAGGUAGCAUUGGGUACACGUUUGGAUUUCAAUACGACUUUUCACCCAAAAACUGACGGUCAAACUGAGCAUUUGAACCAGACCCUGGAGGAUAUGUUACGUGCUUGUGCACUAGAGUUUGCAGGGAGUUGGGACUCUCACCUGCAUUUGAUAGAGUUUUCCUAUAAUAAUAGUUAUCAGAUAACCAUUGGUAUGUCACCGUUUGUGGCCCUUUAUGGGAAGAGUUGUAGGUCACCCGUAUGCUGGGAUGAGGUUGGUGAGCGAAAAUUACUAGGACCUGAGUUAGUACAAACCACGAACGAAGCAAUAUAG